Helicoverpa armigera (cotton bollworm) is the source of this 927-nucleotide messenger RNA. Its product is annotated as ecdysteroid-regulated 16 kDa protein. Gene Ontology annotation, biological process: sterol transport. Bases 186 to 683 code for a protein of 165 amino acids. The transcript is spliced from 3 exons. The record is from RefSeq and is a predicted model, not a curated record. NCBI's taxonomy places the organism in Eukaryota, Metazoa, Arthropoda, Insecta, Lepidoptera, Noctuidae. Gene Ontology annotation, molecular function: sterol binding.
UCGCGCAAGGUGUAUAAAUAUUAGGCUAAUUCGCCACGGUCGGAGGUGGUGGGGCAGUGAAGCCAGAGGUGUUGCACGUCUUUGUUCCAACUUUACGACAGCUUCUUAAUAAAAAACUUGUCCACUUCUGUUACGGUGUCCUUGUGUGAAGAUUUAUUAAUUAUUAAUAAACAUAUUUUUUAAAUAUGAUUUUGAAAGUGUGGUUCGUUGCAGCGAUAGCAACAAUCGCUUUGACUACUGUCUGUAGUGGUAAAGUAACACCAGCGGAGCAAUGUCCAGGGGAGUCGUUUGAAGGCUUGCAGGACAGGAUCCAAGUGAAACCGUGCGGCAAAACACGUUGCAAGCUGGCGAAGAACACGAAUAUAACCGUCAUAUUUAAAUUCUCUGCAGAGGAAGAAGUCAAAACUCUGACGAACGAGGUGUUGGCGUUAGUAUCAGGUUUGCCGAUUCCGUUCUUCGGCGUGGACGGGAGCGACGCCUGUGGUGACGUGCAGCGUUCCGACACGGGCGAGAAGGCGAGCUGCCCGCUGCCAGCCGGCCACGACUACUUGUACACCAACGUGUUCCCCGUGCUUCCUAUCUACCCCACGCUCAGCACCAGGGUGCACUGGAGCCUGAGAGACGGUAACAAACGACUGAUAUGUUUCGAGGUACCGGCGGUCAUUACGGAGGGCAAACAUUAAUUGAAACCGUAAUAGUAUAGGCACCUUGCUUGCUGAAAUUUUAUUGGCGUUUUAUGAAUGUCCACCACCAGGGACGCUCUCCUAAGAGUAUCUACUCACUAAAAUAUGUAGAAGUUUCUUACAAAAACCUUGAUUUAGCGUUGAAGGAGAUAUGCAUAAUUGUAAAUAUUGAAUUAAACACAUUUUUAUAUUACUAAUUUUAAUUAUCUAAUUGCAAUAAUAAAAACAAAGUAAAAACGUCCAA